Patiria miniata (bat star) is the source of this 4122-nucleotide messenger RNA. Its product is annotated as adhesion G-protein coupled receptor G2-like. Gene Ontology annotation, biological process: G protein-coupled receptor signaling pathway; cell surface receptor signaling pathway. Gene Ontology annotation, molecular function: G protein-coupled receptor activity. Lineage: Eukaryota; Metazoa; Echinodermata; Asteroidea; Valvatida; Asterinidae. The record is from RefSeq and is a predicted model, not a curated record. The transcript has 14 exons. Gene Ontology annotation, cellular component: membrane. The coding region runs from base 419 to 2512 and encodes 697 amino acids.
CCGCAGCAGCCGUGGACGGCUCGAAAUCACUAUUGACGUGGAUGGUUCUACGCGUCGUGUUAAUGACGAAGUCAGAUUGAGUAUUGCAAACUCUCCACACGUCUUGCAAUACACUGCGAGUUUUGCAAACAACAUUGCGACGUGCAGCACGCAAAUCUCUGUUCUUGUUAAUCAGCCACCAGUGAUCACCUGCCCACCCAAUCAGACGACUCAGACAGAUCCAAAGCAAAACUUCGCAACAGUAACCUUACCCGAACCAGCCUCUGCAUCCGACAACAGCGGAUGGUUCGAAAUCACCAUUGACGCGGAUGGUUCUACGUAUCAUGUAAAUGACAGAGUCAGGUUGGAUGCUGCGCAGUCUGCACACACAUUGCAGUACACUGCAAGAGAUGCCACCAACAACUUUGCCACAUGCACCAUGCAAAUCACUGUUAUAGGUCAGUGCCCAACCAACACAACCACUGACGGUCUGAGAUGGCCUGUAGCAGUAGCUGGAUCCACUGCCAAGUCUGUCCAACGCUGUCCACUGACAUCUGCAAAUGCUGGUGAACCCGAAGCCGUCCGGAACUGUUCGAAGUUGGAGGCGCCUCUCUACUUCCGAUGGGAGGAGCAAGAGAUUCGUGGCUGCGGGGACAAGAAGGAAGUGUCUCUCGAAAACGUCGUCAAGGUUGAGGUUAGCAAAGGCAAUGCAGUCGAGGUGGCCGAGUUUCUAGCCAAUCAGACGUCAGAGUCAUCCAAGGAGGCAGAAGAUGUUGCGGUGGUUGCCAGCAUUUUGGAGAACAUCGCAAAAGCAGGAUCGGGGGACAAAGAGGUGACAGAACUAGUGCUGGAGACUGUCAGCAAUGUCAUCAUGAGUGUUGGGCCUGAAACUCCUGACUCCGAGCCCACUCAGAUCGAGGCUGGUACCUCCUCAGCCAUCAUUCAGUCCGUAGAGACUCAAAUCUCCCUGACACUUCAGCAAGAGGGUAAAGUCAGUAUACGUCAGGACUCCAUCCACGUGGAGGCGGUCAGUCUUGAGCCAAACCAGACCAGGAACGGACUCAGCUUCGUGUCCAUGAAACAGUCUAAUGUGACGUCUCCUGGACAAGGGUCACCGCAAGAGGGCACCCUUGCCGGUACCGAGAUCGAGACUUUGUGCUCCAGUAUGAUACCAAAGGAUCUCGAUGUCUUGGCAUCGGCUCGGUUGCCUGGCAACAUCACUAAUUUGCUACCGUCCCCUGAUGCUCAGCUGCAAGCCAGUUUCCUGAUUUACGCUGAUGACACGUUGUUCCAGUCUGCUUCGAUCAGAGAGCAUCGAGGGGAGGGUAACUCGACUCGUAAGGUCGCUGGAUCUGUCGUCUCACUGACUGUGGAGAAUGUUGAACUUGUCAACCUCGCAGAACCAGUCGUGAUUGAAUUCAAGGAGGAAUCAAGCGAGGUCCACUGCGUGUCCUGGGACUUUGAGCUGGAAGAUGGAGUCGGUGAUUGGACAACAGAUGGAUGUGCGCUUGCUGAAGUGACCAAUAAGACAGUCGUGUGUAAUUGCUCUCAUGCCACCAACUUCGCAAUCCUAGUGGAUGUGAAGGGCCAAGCACCUGAUGACAAAGAUGACACUCCUGCUAAGCAAGCGCUUGAUAUCAUCAGCCAUGUUGGCGCUGCACUGUCAAUCAUAAGUCUGGCUAUCACGCUGAUCAUAUACUUAGCUAUCAGGAAACUGCGAAGCGGAAAAUCUCGUCAGAUCUUCAUCAAUUUCUGCUUCUCGUUGUUCAUGUUGUACAUCGUGUUCGUUGCCGGCGUCGACAAUGCUAAGGGUUCCGGAGGUGGUUGUGUGUUUGUGGCUGCUUUACUCCACUACUUGACUCUGUCCACCAUGAUGUGGAUGGCCGUUGAAGCCAGGAACAUGUACGUCAGUACGGUGAAGGUAUUCCCAGAAGACACGCCUCACUACAUGCUCAAGGCUUGCCUCAUCGCUUGGGGUUCUCCAUUGAUUGUGUUGAUUAUCACCUUGGCUGCAGCAUCACAUCACUAUGCCAACGAGCAUUACUGCUUCGUUGAGCCUGGUCUUGUGCUGUACCUCGGCCUCCUUGCUCCCAUUGGUCUCAUCCUCCUCCACAACAUCAUCACCUUCAUCUUGGUCAUGCGCAGUCUCCUGAAGGUCAAGGAGGCAUCUCGCUCCCAGCAGAUCUCCAAACGCCUCCAGAAUGCUGUGGGAAUCUCCGCCCUCAUGGGCUUGACCUGGUGUUUUGGGUUUCUGGCGAUCAAUGAGGCAGCCUUUGCCUUCCAGCUCAUCUUCUGUCUGGCCAACUCCUUGCAGGGCGUGAUUGUGUUCAUCAUGUUCUGCGCUCGACGUGAGGAGGUCCGCACAGCCCUGGCGCCCUACAUGAAGCGCAUCUGCUGCGGCCAUGAGUGCCGUCUGCCCACACUGCAUCCUGAAAAGUCUAACGAGUCAGAAUUGGUGUCAGCGACGGCUCACACUGUACCGUCAGCCGGGCAGAGUGCAGAAGUGGAGAUCUCUGUGACAACACCGCAAUAGGAAGACCACGUUGCGAUUUCGAAGAAAGGUUCACUGCAAGGUUGAGCCAUUCUUGUGGCAUACAUUUGCUAAGUUCUGGGGUCGUUGAGGUUCCGUUAUAACAGGUAACGUCAAGCAGAUAUUGACACCCUCCAAGCCCUAAAACGUCAUGUUCUAUGUUUAAUAAUCGAUACGUAUGGUGUUUCAUUUAAAAAAAUGUUUAGCAUAUUUCAUAAACUGCUUAGAAUGUUUUAAGCUGUAUUUAGAUUAUUAUACUGCAAGGAAUUGGGAAAAUAGUAAUAAAACGCAGAGCUUCUUUAUAAUUACAUUAUUCUCAAAUUUAUAUAACAUUUGAUCAAUUUUACAUUUCGACAUGAAAUCUGAUAAAAUCAACCUGAGUCAAGGUGCGAACAAGAGGUUGAUUCGCGUGUAUAUUUCCUAAGGCAAAUACUUAUAAUCAGAAACCGUUUCGUUAUUUCACGAUCAAGUGAAAGCAUUUUAUGGAGUAUCGAUUAAAUAUAUCGAGUCUCGACUAUUUAGCAUAAUUGAUAUUCUGCAACCUGUUAAUGAUUGCUAUUCAGUUUACAUAAACUAACACACUGUAAUAUUGAUAUUUCUAGCGAUUUUUUUUACCACUGGAUACACAACUUGAAAGCCAUGAGGCGUACCCAAUGCUGAGCAGAUACGAAUCCUUCAACCAAUGAAGAAACUUAAAUCAACUAAUUAUAUUGACUGAAUUCGCUGCUUUGUUUGCAGAUUGCAUAUAGUUAUUACACAUUGCUACAAUAUAACAUAUUACAAAUUGCAAAUAUUAUUCAGAAUUAAAAUAUGGUUUAAAUUGUUUUUCGUAAAGACAAUAUAACAUAGCCCACACUGUGUAGCUCCAGGAGAGGCCUACUGGUGCCCAGAAAUUCGGCAUGUCGAAACAGUAAAGUCUCCUCCCCCGACAUAAAAACAUGGACACGCUAAUGAUAGGGCCCUAUUUGUAAGUUUGAAAACCACGAUAAACAACCCUGACUGUCAUUGCCCCCCCCCCCUGUCGUGGCCCCCUGUUGUUGCUGAAUUCUCGGUGUUUCAUGCCGACCCACUUGUGGCCACUGGCUUGGCUGGGGAUAAGGGGGGGGGGGUAUUUACCCCCCCCCCCCAAUAUUAUGUAAAGACUGCCUAUUUGCAUUCAAGUGCCUUUUUUCGCAAAUAUUCCCCCCCCCCCCAUUAUUUUGAAGGGUGCCCUUUGUUUUAAAACGAGUGUUUUUUUAAGUGCUUUUUUUUUUAAACAAAUGCCCUUUUCCCCCAAAAAAACUUAGUGCCUUUUUUAAAUAGCGGGUGUGACGAGUGCCUUUUUGGACAUCUCGUGCGUGUGCCUCCCUGAAAACAUAUUUAACAUAAACAAAAAAUAACUAUCAGAGGCUCAAGAGGCUCAGAGGCUCAAUUUGAUGUCAAUGAUGGAUAAAGAUGAAACCGUCACUGUGUUUGAUCGUGUGGGUUGUAUGUACGCUGUAGACAUCUUCACAUUUUGGAUACGUACAACUUAUUUCCCAUAUUCAAGUUAUAUUUUGUAUCGGUUGAUUUUUUUUUAUGUGGUUUGUAGAGUUGAUUAUUCCAUAAAUUUGGGAUCCAAAAGUGUGACUUUU